AUGAGCUGGCUGGGCAGUGCUGCUGUGGUGUUCAGGCCGACGGCUACGGCUGAUUACUCUACGGGGUCGACGUAUGUGGCGGCCACCCCUGGUGAUGUUACGACGUCGACGACAUCUGAUAAGCUGAAGCACGGUGGAGAGGUCACUUGGGACUACACUAAGAAGGGUGGCAAGAAGGUUGGAGGGUGGAUGAAGGACGGCUAUGGUGCUGCCAAGAGGAAGUGGGGGUAG
This is a messenger RNA of Perkinsus marinus ATCC 50983, 231 nucleotides long. RefSeq lists its product as hypothetical. The transcript is spliced from 2 exons. The record is from RefSeq and is a predicted model, not a curated record. Lineage: Eukaryota; Perkinsozoa; Perkinsida; Perkinsidae. The coding region runs from base 1 to 231 and encodes 76 amino acids.